GGAAGUGCGCAGGCUCGCUGUAAACCAGCUCUGGUUGUAGUGCGCGCACACAUGUUAGCUAGCAACACGAGCUAACAACGUAUUAAUGACGUUUUAGCGGGUAAACAAGGUUGUGUGGCGUUAGCUAGUGAAGACGUUAUGGAGAAGGACGCUCGGGUGAAGAAGACUGCAGCUCCGUCUGUGUCUCAGAUUAACGCAGAAUAUGUGACUCAGCUCUCAGUUAAAUAUUGGGCUCCUCAUGCCAAGAAUAAGCUGCCGUUUGACUGUAAGGUCAUUGAAGAUGUCUAUCAGAAUGAAAUUUUCAAAUCAAAAUUUGCAAUCCGAAAAAUCAUGUUGUUGGAAUUUAGCCAGUACCUUGAGAAUUACUUGUGGGUUAACUACAGCCCUGAGGUGUCCAGUAACGGCUAUCUGAUGUCCAUUUGCUGUAUGGUUAAUGAGAAGUUCAGAGAGAAUGUUCCAGCUUGGGAGGUCUUUAAGAAAAAUCCCAGUCACUUCCCUUACUUCUUUAAGUGCGUAAUGGACGCCUGUCUAACCGGAGAGGAGCUUGGACUGUCGCUGCGGGAACAGACAGUUCUGCUUGUCUUCCUGGAUCACUGUUUCAACAGCCUGGAGGUGGAUCUUAUCCGAGAGCAGGUCCAGCAGCUGAUCUCUUUGCCGAUGUGGAUGUGCCUCCUGCCGUCCAGACUCCAACAUGAGCUGAAAAAAGUCCCCAAGUUGCAGAAGUUCUGGAACCUCAUAAAAAAGAAUUAUGAGAAGAUGGAGCCAAAGAGUGCUGAGCAAGCCAAAAUGGAAAGAACAUUCCUCUGUGCACUCAUUAAGAAGUUCCUCGUUGUUUUGAUGUCCAUCCCACCAUCGGGCUCUGUUGACAUGGAAAAGGUGCACUACUGCGAGAGAUUCAUAGAGCUCAUGAUUGACCUGGAGGCUCUUCUCCCAACCCGCCGCUGGUUCAACACUGUGCUGGAUGACGCUCACCUGGUGGUCAACUGCCACCUGUCCAGUCUCACACAGAGAGAGAAGGAGGGUCACCUCUUCUGCCAGCUGCUGGACAUGUUGAAGUUCUACACUGGCUUUGAGAUCAAUGAUCAAACUGGAAAUGCCCUUACAGAAAAAGAGAUGACCAAUAUCCAUUAUGAUAGGAUUACUUCUCUACAGAGAGCAGCGUUUGCACACUUUCCUGAACUCCAGGACUUUGCUCUUUCUAAUGUAGCAGCAGUGGAUACUCGACAGUCCCUCACCAAACAUUUUGGUCAUCUCAGUCCCAAUACCCUCCACAGAGUGGCAUCAUACCUGUGCCUUUUGCCGGAGCUUCCAGAAGAACAGGAUACCUCCUACGACAAAGAGUUACUACUGGAGCUUCUGGUGUCUCGCCAUGAGCGGAGAAUCUCCCAGAUUGAGCAACUUAACCAGAUGCCUCUUUAUCCAACUGAGAAGAUUAUCUGGGAUGAGAACAUCGUCCCCACUGAGUACUACUCAGGCGAAGGUUGUUUAGCACUCCCAAAGCUGAAUCUGCAGUUCCUGACCCUUCACGAUUACCUGUUGAGAAACUUCAAUCUUUUUCGCCUGGAGUCUACUUAUGAGAUCAGACAGGACAUAGAAGAUAUAGUGUUCCGAAUGAAGCCAUGGCAAUCAGAGUAUGGCGGGGCCGUGUUCGGUGGAUGGGCCAGGAUGGCACAGACUAUUGUGUCCUUUUCCAUUGUGGAAGUGGCCAAGCCUAACAUUGGGGAAAACUGGCCUGCUCGAGUCCGUGCUGAUGUUACUGUGAACCUCAAUGUACAAGAACACAUCAAAAAUGAGUGGGAAGGUCUGCGGAAGCACGACGUUUGCUUUCUAAUCACUGUGCGGCCCAACCUGCCCUACGGCACACGCUUUGACCGAAGGCAGCCCUUUGUGGAGCAAACAGGCCUGGUGUAUGUGAGGGGCUGCGAGGUGCAAGGCAUGCUGGAUGAUAAGGGCCGGGUCAUUGAGGAAGGUCCUGAUCCAAAGCCAAAGCUGAGAGGGGACACAAGAACUUUCCGGGUGUGGCUGGACCCCAAUCAGUACCAGCAGGACAUGACCAGCUUGAUCCAGACUGGUGCAGAAGACCCCUAUGAAACCUUCAACGUCAUAAUGAGACGCAAGCCCAAAGAGAACAACUUCAAGGCUGUUCUGGAGACCAUUCGUAAUUUGAUGAACACUGAGUGUGUUGUCCCCGAUUGGCUGCAUGACAUCAUUCUGGGAUAUGGUGAUCCGGGGAGUGCCCAUUACUCCAAGAUGCCCAAUCAGAUCUCAUCUCUGGACUUCAAUGAUACCUUCCUGUCCAUUGAUCACCUUAAGUCCUGUUUUCCAGGUUGCACAGUGAAGGUCACUGAGGAAGACCCAGCUCGACAGGUCCCUCCAUUCAGAAUAAAUUUUCCUGUCAGGAAUACCAAAGGGAAGAAACGAAAAGCAGAUGAAGAAGAGGAGCCAAAAGAGGAAGAUCUUACACUUAUGGUGGAGCCUCAUGUGAUUCCUAACAGAGGACCCUACCCCUACAACCAGCCCAAACGGAACACCAUUGAGUUUACCCCGACCCAGAUUGAGGCUAUUCGAGCGGGCAUGCAGCCUGGUCUCACCAUGGUCGUGGGCCCCCCAGGUACAGGCAAGACUGACGUCGCUGUGCAGAUCAUCUCCAACCUGUACCACAACUUCCCAGAGCAGAGGACUCUCAUUGUGACUCAUUCCAAUCAGGCUCUGAACCAACUGUUUGAAAAGAUUAUGGCUCUAGACAUUGAUGAGCGGCACCUGCUGCGUCUGGGGCAUGGUGAGGAGGAGCUAGAGACUGAGAAGGACUUCAGCAGGUACGGGAGAGUGAACUAUGUCCUGGCCCGAAGGCUGGAGCUGCUCAGAGAGGUGGCUCGCCUGCAAGAGAGCCUGGACGUCCCAGGAGACGUGUCCUACACUUGUGAAACCGCUGGCCACUUCUAUCUCUAUCAGGUGAUUUCUCGCUGGGAGGAGUAUAUGAGUAAGGUCAAGCCCAAACCUGGCCGGGAGGUGAACCCACAGGAUGUGGCCACACACUUUCCUUUCCAUAAGUACUUUUCCAACGCUCCCCAGCCUGUUUUUAAAGGCCAGACCUAUGAGGAGGACAUGGAUAUUGCAGAGGGUUGCUUCCGCCACAUCCGUAAGAUCUUCACCCAGCUGGAAGAGUUCAGAGCUUUUGAACUGCUGCGCAGUGGUCUGGACAGAUCCAAGUAUUUGCUGGUAAAAGAAGCAAAGAUCAUUGCCAUGACCUGCACACACGCUGCUCUUAAACGCCACGACCUUGUGGAGCUUGGCUUCAAGUAUGACAACAUUCUGAUGGAAGAAGCAGCUCAGAUCCUGGAGAUCGAAACUUUCAUCCCUCUCCUACUACAGAACCCUGAGGAUGGCUAUAGUCGGCUAAAACGCUGGAUCAUGAUUGGUGAUCACCACCAGCUUCCUCCCGUUAUUAAGAACAUGGCUUUCCAGAAGUACUCUAAUAUGGAACAGUCUCUCUUCACCCGCUUUGUGCGUCUGGGAGUGCCAACUGUGGAUUUGGAUGCUCAGGGCAGAGCCAGGGCCAGCCUGUGUAAUCUGUAUAACUGGCGCUACAAGCAGCUGGGAAAUCUCCCUCACGUUCAACGUCAAACAGAGUUCCAGGCUCCCAACCCAGGCCUGGCCUAUGACUUCCAGCUCAUCAAUGUGGAGGACUUCAAUGGUGUUGGGGAGUCUGAACCUAACCCCUACUUCUACCAGAACCUGGCUGAGGCAGAGUACUCUGUGGCUCUGUUCAUGUACAUGAGGCUGUUGGGUUAUCCAGCCGAGCGUAUCAGUAUCCUCACCACCUACAACGGCCAGAAGCACUUAAUCCGAGAUGUCAUCAACCAGCGCUGUGCCAACAACCCAUUCUUCGGCCAGCCCAGCAAAGUGACAACAGUGGACAGGUUCCAGGGUCAGCAGAAUGACUACAUCAUCCUCUCUCUGGUCCGCACCAAAGCCGUGGGACACUUGAGAGAUGUACGUCGUUUGGUGGUAGCGAUGUCCAGAGCUCGACUUGGGCUGUACAUCUUUGCUCGGGUCUCCUUGUUCCAGAACUGCUUUGAGCUGACCCCCGCCUUCAACCAGCUGACCGCACGACCCCUGCAACUGCACAUUCGGCCUCACGAGUACUACACAUCGACUGAACCACGCUCAGCCCGGCCUGAUCAAGUAAUAAAGAACAUGCCUGAGAUGGCCAACCUGGUCUACAAUACGUAUAUGCACAUGCUGCAGAGCACCCAGCAGUACCGACAGCAGCAGCAGCAACAGAAGCUUCUUCCACCUCCUCGGCAGGUAAUUGCAGAGGAGAAACCUGAUGUGAACAUGGAGGAAGAGGGUGAGGAGAACACUCCGGCUGCUGAGGAAAAAGCCAAGAGUGAAAGUAAGGAAGUGGAGGAGUCAGGAUCUCAGACAAAGAUGGAGGAGGAGUCAAAAUCUCAGAAGAAGACUGAGGAGGAGUCUCAGACAGUGGAACAUGCUAAAAUGCCUGAACACCCCGGUAGAGACAGUGACAGCGGGGACAGUGAGGAGGAGCCGUGAAGAAAAUACUUACCCAUGGCUUCCAGUGGUCACCAUUUUUAUCUAUGAGGGUCAGUAAAUGCUGCAGGGAAGACAUGUAAUUUUACUUGUUUAAAUAAUAGAUCUCCUAAUUUAAUAUUGGCUGAUUGUACAUGGACAUGCAUCAUAGGCCAGCAGUAUGCAAACUGUUCAGUGUUAUACAGGAGAUUUAAGGUGUGAGGUUUAGCACUAGCUAGCACACUCAUGACAUGGUAAAUGAUCAGAGAUGAAGUGAGGCCUGAUAGUGAAUGCCAGACAUGUAGAUUGAGUUGUGGACAUUUAAUGUUUUCUACUCUACAGUGACAUGUACUGACAAAGCCCUUAUUACCCAGAAUGAAUUGUAAUGUGCAGUUCAGUGGGUGGCAGUGAUCUUGAGCAGCAGAGUCUGGCUGGAAUUAGACUGAACAGGCUCUGGCAGAAAGCACAUUCAUUACAGGAAGGGCCAUAUGUAAAACCGGCAGUCACACUGAUAUUUGUGGAGAAGAUUGGUGACCCUGAUUUACCACACUUUUUCUUUCUUGUUAAUCUUUUUUUAAACUGCUGAGAAAAUAAUGUAACAGACCUUUUUGUUUGCAUUUUGUAAUAAAAACGCUAUUGUUAAACCUUG
Astyanax mexicanus (Mexican tetra) is the source of this 5179-nucleotide messenger RNA. RefSeq names its product aquarius intron-binding spliceosomal factor (gene aqr). The record is from RefSeq and is a predicted model, not a curated record. Gene Ontology annotation, molecular function: helicase activity; mRNA binding. The transcript is spliced from 36 exons. NCBI's taxonomy places the organism in Eukaryota, Metazoa, Chordata, Actinopteri, Characiformes, Acestrorhamphidae. Gene Ontology annotation, cellular component: catalytic step 2 spliceosome. Bases 139 to 4554 code for a protein of 1471 amino acids. Gene Ontology annotation, biological process: mRNA splicing, via spliceosome.